AUGCAAUAUCAGAUUCAAUAAAUUCGUUAACAUUUCAGCUCCAUAGAUCGCAAAUUCCAUCCUGUCCCUGCAUUUGUUGUGACCAGACCUUUAUUUGCUUGUCGAUCCCUUUCUCCUUCCUUCUACAAGUUACGCUCCAAGACUCUUUGUACUCCACUCUCCUACUCAGUUGUGAAAAUGAAUCCUACUCCUCAAAGAGAAAAUAAGUUCACUUUCAGGGGCACUGACAAUACUCCAAGCAAGGAAACUCCAAUCAAAGAAUUAAAUGAGAUUAAAUUGACCAAAGUGCAUUCAACACAUGAAAAGAUUAUGAGUGAAUCCCAAGAACGGUUCUAUCAGCAAAAGAAGCAAUCCAACAUCAAUAGUAAGAGCAAAGAAAAGCCAUCUCAUAAAAAUUUAUCACCUGUGCCUAUUCAAUUCAAACUGCUGGAUAUGACCAAGCUCUAGGAGAAAUAAGAAUAAUAGUAACUAUUUCCAAAAGCAAGUUCAAACCGUUAUAUGGAGUCCAACAACCAAGGAGAUCAAACAGAUAAGAGCGAGUAAUUACAAUAGUAUUACGAAUAACCCAUAUCAAAGGAAGUCUUCAAUAUCUUAAAUCAGAACCAAUAAUAACUCCAAUAGAAACUAAACAAUGAUGUUGAAUAAGAAAUCAAGGAUUUGCCUGAAAUCUCAUACCCAGAAGACACCCAACAAUAACAAUAAUCAAGACUCAAAUUAUGGGCUUGCAACCCCAAUGAUUCCUAUAGACAAAUAAUGGGAAGAAAGAACAAUAACAAAAAGAGCUCCAAGAAAAGUCCAACCAAAACUCCCAAGUCCCCCAAAAAAUAGCAUAUCAUCUACUAUAACCAAAUCUACCUAUACAAGCCCAGAGAGAACAAUAAGUAAAAUAGCUCAAAACUCUCCUACAAUUCCUCAUAAAAACAGAUCAGUCCCAAAAGACAAAGCAAAUAGGUUUCAUAUAUCCUCACUACUCCGAGUAAGAGAAACACUAGAAUUCAGCAUUAAUAAAAUGAAGAAGAGGAAAUUGAAAUCAUAAAUUUGGCCCCUGAAUUUUCUAAAUUAAUUUGA
This is a messenger RNA of Paramecium tetraurelia, 1068 nucleotides long. RefSeq lists its product as uncharacterized. Lineage: Eukaryota; Ciliophora; Oligohymenophorea; Peniculida; Parameciidae. The record is from RefSeq and is a predicted model, not a curated record. The transcript has a single exon.